AUGGAAGCUGAACGUGAUAUAUCGGCGCCUAGUUCUACUAACCAAUCGAAUGGAAAACUUGAGUUAAAAAGACAAAUAAGUUUAAUAAAUGGUAUAUCAAUCAUUAUUGGUACGAUUAUUGGUUCUGGAAUAUUUGUCAGUCCUAAAGGUGUACUUGGAAAUGUGUCUGAAUCGGUUGGCUUGUCUAUUAUAGUUUGGGCGAUAUGUGGAAUAAUUUCUUUGUUUGGCGCAUUGUGUUAUGCUGAACUUGGUACUACCAUAACCUCUAGUGGUGGGGAUUAUGCUUAUAUCAAAGAAGCGUUUGGAGAUUUUCCUGCUUUUCUUCAGUUAUGGCGUUUUUAUUAA
This is a messenger RNA of Protopolystoma xenopodis, 345 nucleotides long. The record is from the annotation of a GenBank genome assembly. Lineage: Eukaryota; Metazoa; Platyhelminthes; Monogenea; Polystomatidea; Polystomatidae.